CGUUAGCGGACGCGAGGCUGCAUCAAUCGCCUGACUAAACAACCACGCCCAAUGUAAGCAAACAAACUUUGCAUCGCGAAUUUGUAUGGCGUGUGUCGAUGGCAGUUUAGUGACAUAAGUCGCUAGUCGACGCUGCACAUAUUAAUAACCCAGAUACAUGGCCCAAUCGUUCGAUGCGUCUCUUUUCUGUGAACACAGCACACGCUGUGGGUCGAGCGCGAACAGCACACGCUGAGAACUGUACCCUCACUUCGUCACAGUGUAAGGGGAAGUGAUCUCAGCACAGACGCGAUUGGUCAGGCUCGGAGCGGUAUUCCCAACAGUUUGAGUUCACAGUCGAGCUAUGGAUUGAGGACCGUGUACAGGACUUCGCUUCAGUCAUCGGGGUCAAUGUUGACAAUUUAUGAUCGUAAUUUGGUGGGGCCCGGCUCACGGUCGGACCCCCAGAUACCCACCGACCCACCCACACGGAUUAUAACCAGAAGGAGGGAGCAUAAACUACUUACAGUUUGACAAUUCAAAAAUAUAUAUGCCGGCGUUCAAGUGGAAUCGGUUCGGAUAUAUAACGGGUGGUACACCCAGUGUUCUUGUAUCCAAGACUGUAGGUGACGACAGCAUCAACGUCUCCAUCUACCGACCCCUGGGUCUACUACUGUAAACUAGGUGUGACGCCGUCUUGGUAUGGCAAGUGACUACCCCAGGAUUCAGACCGCGUCAGCUGUUCUAGGGCAAAUCCUCCUAGUCUGUGUGAUACUUAUCAACGCCAAAACCCCAAAAUAUGAAUUUGAAAUUGAUUUUCAACACAAGCCUGUCCCUUGGCACAAGUGUCCUCAAGACUGGAUCCAAUUUGGCGGCAAGUGCUACAAGGUGAUAUUAGACUCCGCCACAUGGGAUGAAGCCAAGAUAAUAUGUAGAAGUUAUGGAGGAAGUCUUGUGAAGAUUAAAGGCUUCAACAAGAACAAAGGAAUCAACAAAAUAAUUAAGGACCUCCUCAAGGGCAACUCUGUGAAGAUAAGUGAGGCUGCCGCUCAAUACACAUGGAUAGGGUUCCAGCGGGCAGCCAAUGGCAGCUAUUCAUGGUCUGAUGGCGAGACGACUGCUGAACAACAAGGCUUCUGGUCAGAGGGGAAUCCAGUUCAGUACAAACAUGGAUCCAGCAAGUGCACAGACGUCGACCUCCUGUCCUCCAAGUAUGGAGAGUUCCGCUGGAGUCUGCGAGGUUGUGAGAAAAAGAAGCCAUUUGUGUGUGAAGUGAAAGCAUGUAACAAGCACAGCUACCGGUGUGCUGACGGCAAGAAGUGCUACUGUAAAUACUGCAAGUGUGAUGGACAGCAGGACUGCCAGGACGGGUCCGAUGAGUGGGAUUGUGACAAUGGUCGGCGGUGUGGAGGAGAGCUGUCUGGAGCAAGUGGAACAUUCCAUACCACCAACUUCCCAAAGAAAUACCCGAAACACACAGACUGUGUGUGGAGGAUCAAUACAGCAGUGGGUACCAAGGUCCAGUUAGAGUUUGUCAACUUUGAUGUUGAGUCCAAAUAUGACAGCGUGACGGUGUAUGACGGUGCUGAUGACACGUCACGCCAGCUGGGGAAAUACACCGGGAACAAGAGACCAGCCGUGCCCCUGGCCUCAGGAAACUUUCUUCUUGUCAAAUUCAAAUCAGAUCAUUCCAAAGAAAAAUAUGGCUUUAACGCAACAUGGAAUGCAGUAACAUUCAGUGGGCCCCAAGAUUCCUGUGGAGGGAUGCUGACUGCUAGACGUCCGGAGAACUGGUUCACCUCACCACAAUACCCAAACAAUUACCCUGAGAGUAUUGUGUGUGACUGGACAAUCAGAGCAGAAAACUCAGGAGAUAUUGUCACACUACAGUUUGAGGACUUCGAGUUGGAGAGUCCGUACGACUGGGUGGAGGUCCGAGAUGGAUCCGGUGAAGACGAUGGGCUGUUUGAAAGAUUCACCGGUGACAGCUUGCCAAAGAUCAUCAUGUCCAGUGGUCAGAGUCUGUUUGUGAGGAUGAAGACCGACUUUGCCUACGUCCUCCGUGGCUUCAAUGCCACCUACAGCAGCGGAUGUGAUGUAACAAUCCGGUCGGGACAUGCAAAAAUUGAAUCUCCUGGGUACGGCGUCAGUAACUACCCAAAUGACAUCAGUUGUUCUUGGCGUCUCUUAGAUCCCCAGCAGAGAGAACUGUCGCUCAUAUUUCAAGCCAACUUUGAUACUGAGACCAGUAUCGAUCAAGUGUUUGUGUAUAACACUAGUCAGGAAGUCACAGGGUCACAUGCAAGCAUACACUCAGGGAGAAUAUCACCGGGGCCAUCACGGACUGACGUGGGAGAGUUUUUUGUGCGCUUUACCACUGAUGAACGAAUCUCACGACCUGGAUGGACUGCAGCCAUUUCGUAUGACUGCCCUGCUCUGGAUGUGUCCAGUCCAUUGAACAUCAACACAACCGAGACGGCCUACAGCACCGUCGUCAGCUACUUCUGUGAUCUGGGCUUCCUUCGUGAGGGGGCUGCUACUGUUAUCUGUGAUAUGGAGGGCCUUUGGCGGCCAGAAAAACUACCUGUAUGUAUAGAGAUCGACUGUGGUUCCCCCGGCGUGCCGGCCAAUGCUGUCCUUGUCUCCCUUGACAAGACCACAUAUGGAGGGACGGCAUUCUACCAGUGUCUGGAGGGCUAUGAUCUGAUUGGUCAGAACCAGGUCACAUGCAGUGAGCAGGGCUGGUCCCCACUUCCUGCCUGUGAAUUGGUUACCUGCCCGAAGGUGCACGCACCUGUCAACGGCCGUGUUGAGGCUGAGGAGAACCACUAUGGCGCUGUCAUCACCUACUACUGCAACAAUGGCUACCACCUGGUUGGAUCUGCACAGGCUCACUGCACAGCAGACGGCACAUGGUCUUCUGUGGCGCCUACAUGUCAGCCUGACCAGUGUCCAGCUAUUCAGGGAGUGACCAAUGGACGACCCAAUGUGACUGGCCCAGUCAAAGUUGGGGAGUCAGUCAGCAUUGACUGUAACCAUGGAUACAGACCAGACAAAGAUAAUGUCCUCUUGUGUCAGGAGGAUGGACUAUAUGACAAGAGUGUACCAGCCUGUCUUGACAUCAACGAGUGUACUGAAGAAGACCUGAACACGUGUGACUUUCACCGCUGUGUGAAUCAGGAUGGGGAUUCAAGUGCCAGUGUGAAUCUGGGUACCACCACCCUGAUGGAGAUCAGACCCGUUGUGAAGGUGAGCUGCUACAUCAACGAAUGUGACUCCAACAAUGGUGGCUGUAACCAAGUCUGUAACAACAGUCCUGGCAACAUGAGCUGUUCCUGUAACGACGGUUACUUCCUCUACCCUGGACCCGAUUCUGCCAACAUCGAUGGCCAGGUCCUUGUCCCAGGGAAGACUUGCAUAGCUACGUGUUCUGGAUUCAACGUGACGGAUGGGGAGGUGUUCAUUAGCGGAACGCCCCUACCCAGCGGAAAGUACAUCCACCCGACUGUGGCCUACAUCGACUGUCAGCCGGGCUACGUACCUGACGGACCGGGCAAUGUCACAUGUCAGGUGGCUGGCGGGUGGACAGCAACUGUCACAAGGUGUACAGCAACACUUUGCCCCAAGCCUGACCACCCUCCCAAUGGUGAAGCAAUGUACUCCGGUCUUGAGCCGGGCAGCACACUGCUGUAUACCUGUGACGCUGGCUUCAUCCUGGUGGGGCCGGACCAACGAUUCUGUGACCUUUAUGUGGACCCAGACUCUGGCGUACCCAGACAUGACUGGACCGGAGACAAGCCGACGUGUGAAGCUGUUGACUGUGGUGUGCCAUCCCAACCUGAGAAUGGGGAAGUUCACUACUCUGGUACAGGCUACAAGUCGGUUGCAACCUUCACCUGUCUGUGUGGCUACAUCCUUGAUGGCUCAGCAGUGCGGACAUGUCAGGCGUCGGGUAGUUGGAGCGGCAACAGCACCCGCUGUAACGUUCGAUCUUGUCCCCGAGUGCCGUCUCCAGCUUAUGGUUCCAUUGUCGGUGCCUGGGAGACGUUUCCUGUCGGAUCUGUGGUCAGCUUCCAGUGUGACCGACCUGGGUACCAACUGUCAGAUCCAUGGCCACUGGAAUGCAUCGCAGACCCCCAUCUACGGAUCUCCCUGGAGAAACCAGACUACCUGAUCUCCCUGUCCGUUGACUAUCGUGCUACUGCCUCCAUCCCCAAGCACUGCGUGGAGUACUACGGCUGGGAGAGUGUGAGGAACCUACAGGCUUUCAAGGCCAUCCUCCAGCUCCUCUGUACGGAGUUUGGGCAGCCAGUCAUAAACAUCUACCAGACCACCAAUGGAUCUGUCACUGGCAGUGUGGUAAACAUACAAGGAAGUAUAGGAUUCCAGGUGCGAGAUGGAGAGGCAAUUGCUACUGCUUGUCAGUGUGGCAGUUCUGUCGUCAAUGCUCUGGUUGGACUAGAGGACCCGACCAUGCUGGAUAUCAGAGCUUCCACGGAACUAGGGUGCCCAGCCGUGUCCGCCAUCAGUGGCAGCAUCUCCUCCAACGCAAGUCAAUGGCAGUGUCCACCGGGGGCUCAUACUGGACAAUGGCAACUCGGCCUGUGGAGAGAACACUCCAAUGUGCCUCAAAAUUUUGAAUGUCUAGAAGAGCUGGAACCAACGCCUACUCCUACAACCUCUGUCACCAUCAUCCCAACAUCGCCUGCUGUCACCUCUACUGAUGCACCAGCAGCAACAACAGAUACUGAACAAACUACAACACGGCCUCUUACACCAACAACACAGGAUGUCCACAGUUCCACUCCAGGAUCCCAGACAACACAAGGUGUUUCCACACAGUCAACCACAACUGAGAGACCUUCAACACAGUCACCAACAUCACAAGGUCCAACAACACAAGGCCCAUCUACACAAGGUCCAACAACACUAGGUCCAACAACACAAGGUCCUACAACUCAAGGUCCAACAACACACGGUCCAACAACUCAAGGUCCAACUACACAAGGCCCUACAACUCAAGGCCCAACAACCCAAGGGCCAUCUACACAAGGCCCUACAACUCAAGGCCCAACAACCCAAGGGCCAUCUACACAAGGCCCUACAACACAAGGCCCAACUACACAAGGCCCUACAACUCAAAGCCCAACCACUCAAGGCCCUACAACACAGGGCCCAACAACACAAGGCCUGACAACACAAGGCCCCACAACACAAGGCCCAACCACUCAAGGCCCCACUACACAGGGCCCCACAACUCAAGGCCCCACUACACAAGGCCCUACAACACAAGGUCCUACAACUCAAGGCCCCACAACUCAAGGUCCUACAACACAAGGACCAACUACACAAGGCCCUACAACUCAAGGCCCUACAACACAAGGUCCAACUACACAAGGCCCCACAACUCAAGGCCCCACUACACAAGGUCCUACAACUCAAGGCCCCACAACUCAAGGUCCUACAACACAAGGCCCAACUACACAAGGCCCUACAACUCAAGGCCCUACAACACAAGGUCCAACUACACAAGGCCCUACAACUCAAGGUCCAACUACACAGGGCCCCACAACUCAAGGUCCAACUACACAAGGCCCUACAACACAAGGUCCAACUACACAGGGCCCCACAACUCAAGGUCCAACUACACAAGGCCCUACAACACAAGGUCCAAGUACACAGGGCCCCACAACUCAAGGUCCAACUACACAAGGCCCUACAACACAAGGUCCAUCAACUCAAGGCCCCACAACUCAAGGCCCUACAACACAACGUCCCACAACUCAAGGCCCAUCAACUCAAGGUCCAACAACACAAGGCCCGCCAGUCACUACAAGUCAAUCUUUACCAGAAGUGACAGCGCCAGUGUUUAUCGUGGAGGUCUUGGACUCUAUCGAGGGGAUCUUCAGCAACUCCUGUAUAAACGAGGUGCAUAUGGAAGUUAACAGCAUGGUGAACCAACUGCCUACCCUCUUUAAUGCCCCCCAACUUCAGCACUGUGCCGGAACCUCCGACAUCUAUGUCACCCUCUUGGACGGCCGGAUCAACUUUAGUACCAACAGGGCGAAUGUUGCAGUUAUCUAUGGUCUCAAAUACAACACAUCCUCCAAGGAAUCUGUUGAAGCUUGUGCUGCAGAAUUUAUAAAUUUUACUCGUGUGGAAUUCCCCAAACUCCUUCGCAUGAUCCAAGAUAAAGUUGUCCCCAACUUCUGCAACAACGUCACCUACAUCAGCCCUGGCUGCAACUUCACCCGAAAAGAAUGGGGAUGCGAGGAUGGCUUCAUCCUCGAUUCUGCAGAAUGGAUUUGUUUCCGCGGAACCACAGCCAUUGUUACGACCCCAGCUUCAACUGUUGCUCCACCUACUCCAGCACCUGUCCCUACUGUCCCGAGGAUGAUUCUGACCCUCAGGGGUAGUUUUGUGUCCAGUGCUCAAGUUCCAGAGUAUUGUAUCACACAGUACCAUUCUGCCCUUAUUACAGAACUGACAUGGAUGCAAGCUCAUGUUCAGACGAUACUGUUGGAAUUCUGUAAGGACAUCUUUGUCAGUGUUACGGAGAACUUGACUCUUUCUGCUGAUGGAGAUACUAAGAUCAAUGGAGUUGGCAGACUGCACUUGUAUCCACUUUCGGAGAACAUCGACCAAUCAAGGAUGCUGGUCUGUUACGGAUAUGCAGCAGGACAGCUGACGGCGCCUAAGCAACAUCUGACAACCUUGACCUUGGCUGGCAGCAAGACCCACAACUGCAGUGAUAUUACACUGUCACCAGAUAAACUUGAGACAUCAAACAAUGAUGUGGAAUACUACUGUCCUGAUGGCUAUGUUUAUGAUAAAGACAACUUUAAGUGUAUCGAAGAGAGCAUCCCGACUUUCGUGACGACAGCAACACUGAGGAUGCAAGUGUCCCAGAAUGCCACCAUGUGCACCAGCCAGCUUGCGGUCAACACUGGGUCAGCUAUCAAGGCCUUAGUGUCCCAAGUGAUGGGCAAGCUACAGAACAACACACUAUGUGGCGAAACCUCACAAGUGCUUCUUCAGCUGAAACAGGGACAGAUUGCACCGAGCACCAAGGAGGUGAUGAUAUCGAUUCCAUUUGGGUUGCUGAGUAUGUCAGGAGUGAAGAGUGAUGUCCAGAAAUGUGCAGCACAUCUGAAGACCUACUUGCAUAAUACUCUGGAGACGACCCUGACCUCCUUGCCAACACAAGUGACCAGUUAUUGUGGACGCACCUCCAUCAUCAAAACAGCUUCAGGCUACCAACCAUCUUCUGGGACGUGUGUGGAUGAGCCCAGCACGAACAAAGGCAAAGAUAGACCUCCCCGCAGGAAACGCAGCUCAGUCCGCAGUAACUUGAAGAUCCACACCUUCAACCAAGACAACACCCCGCGAUGGAACGCCUCUGUGCCCCUGUGUCAGGACACACAGGCCCCGGUGUCCACUGACUGCCCCUCAGGAAAUAUGGAGGUGGAGCUGGGUCCCAACGGACCAGUCCCUGCCAACAUCACGCUGCCAACAUUCUCUGACAACUCGGGGGCCACGCCCACUGUCAUCUACACUCCAUCUGACUUCCGACUACCCUACCUCUUCACUAAGAACAUGACAGUUACCGUUGCUGCCACUGACUCCAUGGGAAAUGUAGCCACCUGCCCCCUCCAUGUGUUCCUCGUGGACGUGACUCCACCCACUGUCGUCUGCCCCAGCUCUAUUGUGGUAGAACUGUAUGACUCUGACACACAGGAUGUUCAACUGAGUUUCCAGUCCCAGCCAAUCAACGCCAGUGACUACAGCGGAAUUGAGAGAAUCGAAUACUCACCACCAGAGGGCACUGUCAUUCGUAUGCUCAGGCCUAUUGAAUUAACUGCCACGGUGUACGAUAAUGCUGGCAAUAAAGCUACCUGCUCUUUCGUAUAUGAAGCUCAACCGAGGGAGUGCCCUGAGUGGUCCCUCCCGACCCCCGAGGGUGGGGACAAGGCGUGUACAGGCUCUGUGGAGGGCAACAAGACGGCAUUCAGCUGUCACCUGCAAUGUCCGUCGGGGAUGGACUUCGUGUACGAGCCUCCACUGCAGUAUAUUUGUGAGCUGGGCGGGACCUGGUUUCCUCAUAACAUUGUUCCAGACUGUACAGACAAGGUCGCACCUGAUUAUGACCUUGACCUUGACUUUGAGUUUGAGUAUGAUGGCAACAACAGCGAGAGUUGCGUGUUCCAUCUCAAAGACAAGAUCCUGGAGGUCCUGGGUCCAGUAAUCACAGAACCAUGUGCUGCCGCGAACGACUUCCUCAACAUCACCGCCACCUACGCCAUGUCGAUAGAAACCACCAAGGUCACUGUAAUAGUCAAGGUCUACAUACAAAAGGUCCAGCCCACAGUUCCUCCAUACUAUCUGGCCUCAGCCUGUGGAAAACUCAUCUUGGAGCAAGCAAAUACCACUAACCUUGACAUUCAUAUAGAGGGCUGUGGCAACGCCACCUACAGGCCACCGUGUACAGGAGGGGGAGAUAAUCAGUGUCCACCUGGACACAUCCCAAGGAAUGACUAUUGCUUGGAAUGUACGAGAGGCACGUUUGCAAACCUGACCUCUGGUCAGUGCCAGAGCUGCCCGAAGGGCUCCUACCAAGAUGAGGCCGGGCAGGCAUCCUGUAAGCCAUGUGGUACAGGGACGUCGACGGAGCAGGAACAGUCGGUCGAGGAGUCUCAGUGUAUAGCACAAUGUCCCCCUGGGGAGUCCUCACAGUCUGGCUUGGUGCCGUGCAGCCAGUGUGAGAAAGGAUGGUACCAGCCUGACACUGGUGCCACUGAGUGUGUAAAAUGUCCAGGUGACCAGUCAACACAGGAACCAGGCGCUGACGCAGUUGAUAAAUGUUUCGGUGAGUGCCGACCGGGCUACGUGAGCUGCUGUGGGGUGGAGCCAUGUUACCCCUGCCCCAAGAACAGCUACAACGACAAGUACCGCAGCACCUAUUGCAUACAGUGCCCUAGGAACACCGUCACCAUUGGCGUCGCUAGCAACAGCAGCACACAGUGCAUCAUUGUGGAUCAGUGUGAAGGUCACAGCUGCAUAAAUGGUGCCACCUGUUUGAACAAUGAUACCUUCUACACCUGUGAUUGUUUACCUGGAUUCACAGGCUCCUUCUGUGAGAUUGACAUAGAUGACUGUGCAUCUAAGCCGUGUGUUAACGGUGGUACCUGUGAGGAUUCUGUCAACAACUUCACCUGCUCUUGUCCACCAGGAUAUCAUGGAAGCCACUGUGAGAUGGUGACGGAUGAAUGUCAGCCCGACCCAUGCAUCAAUGGCAUCUGUGUGGAUGAACACCUUACAUUCCGCUGCGAAUGUUAUGAGGGCUUCCAGGGGCACCUGUGUGAUGUGAACACUGAUGACUGUGACGGCGCUCCGUGCCUCAACAAUGGUGUGUGCUACGACAUGAUCGCUGACUACUUCUGCGACUGCAAGGGAACAGGGUUUGAAGGGAAGAACUGCGAACACAACAUUGAUGACUGCUGUGAUUGCAGUUGUCUCAAUGGCGUUACUUGCAACGACCUCAUCAACGGUUUCAACUGCACCUGCCCACCAGGCUAUAGCGGAAGUCGGUGUGAGAUUGACAACAACGAGUGCAGCUCCAACCCAUGUAAAAAUGGUGGCCGAUGUGAGAACCUCCCAGCUGAAUACGAGUGUAUCUGCCAGCCGGGCUACACAGGUGUGAACUGUGAGACUGAAAUUGAUGAGUGUGAAGCUGAGCCGUGUGAAAAUGGCGGCACCUGCAGUGAUCUUGUCAACGACUACCGGUGUGAUUGUAGCUCAGGUUUUGACGGACGAAACUGUGAGAUCAACAAAGAUGACUGUGACCCAUACCCUUGCUCCACACAGGGUACCUUGGAAUGUAUUGAUGGUGUUGAUGAGUUCACGUGUGACUGUCUGCCCUUGUGGACAGGCACUUUCUGUGAGACUCAGCUAGAUGCCUGCCAGACCGAAAAGCCCUGUGCCAGUGGCGCCACAUGUGUUCCAAACGGAGACACAUUCACAUGCUCUUGUCCUCCAGACUACACAGGAACCCUCUGCUCUACAAAGAUUGACAACUGUGCCUCCAAGCCGUGUCUGAACAACGCCACCUGCAUUGACGGCACCUACAACUACACCUGCAACUGUUCCUCUGGGUUCCUCGGCCGCAACUGUGAAGUCAACAUUGACGAGUGCGAGUCGGACCCCUGUCACAAUGGUGGCAUCUGUAACGACAUCAUCGAUGGAUUUACAUGCAGCUGUUUACCUGGUUUUAAUGGCACCCAGUGCGAGAGUGAUAUAGACGACUGUGCCAGCAUGCCCUGUCAUAAUGGAGGAACGUGUAGGGAUCUGGUCAAUGACUUCGAGUGUGACUGUGUCAGAGGGUAUACAGGCAAGUCAUGUGAGACAGAGAUUGACGAAUGUGCUGUCAAGCCCUGUAAAAACGGAGGGACAUGUGUUGACGGUAUUGGAACAUUUGAGUGUGAAUGUCUGGAAGAGUUUGAAGGGGAGCUGUGCGAGACGGCCAUCGAUGACUGUGUCUUCAAUAACACCUGUCUGAACGGCGCCACCUGUGUUGACGGAUGGAGGAGCAUCACCUGCAUCUGUCCACCGCUGUUCGGAGAGGAAGACUGUGGGAAAGAGAAGUCUGAUGACUAUGACCUUCACUGCCAAGGUCAGAAUGGAUCAUUGUGUGAACUGCCUCAAGUUUACGUCGGCACCAACCUGACCGAACUCACUCUCUGUGUCUGGGUCAGGUUCGGGCAACUUGGCGGCAACAGCACUUUCCUGACAUUAAUGGAGAUUAACAAACAAAAUGAAGAAACUGGUGAUGAAGGAGGCAGAGCCAUGGUGGAAUUAUCUGGUAACCAGGCAACCAUUGACCUUUUCAAUGACCUUGACACUGUUGAAGUUGACCUUGUUAGCAAUGAUGGUGUGUGGCACCAUGUGUGUUUCUGGUGGACUUCUGGGGAAUGGAACUUGUGGAAGGAUGGUGAGCUGCAAGAGAGUGGCAGUUCCUAUGGCAACAACAGAAACCUCCCACAAUGGCUUCAAGUCAUCGCUGGUCAGAAGUUUGAGGCCGAUGACGAUGACGACCAGUUCCGCGGAGAAGUGAGCCAGGCAAAUGUCUACAGCUCCAUCCUCAACGAAUCCAUCAUCCAGACGAUGGCUGCCAACUGUAGCGGUCUCCGGCUGGCCGGUGACAUCUACAACUGGGUCAUCUUUGGGGACUACAUCCGUAACGACGUCAUCAUCGUGGAACCAGGACUGUGUGGGGAAUCUGAUUGUCCUCCAGGCUACAGAGGAACAUACUGUGACAUCAAGAUUGACAAGUAUCCCCCCGAGGUAGAGUACUGUCCAGAGGACAUCCUAGUGGUCAGCCGCGACAACCGUCUCAGCGUAGUGGAGUGGGAGGAACCGGUCUUCACUGACGAUGUUGGAGUUGUAAACAUAGAGCAGACGCAUCGAUCAGGUCAGACCUUCGCGUACGGGGAGUACAUCGUCAGCUACGUCGCCUAUGACGCAGAAAACAACUCAGCGGAAUGUGAAUUUGACAUCAUAGUCAAGCCGUUUGACUGCGUUGAACCCCCUUCUCCCCUGAAUGGUGGCAAGGCGUGUCGGGCGUGGCAGCAUGGACACUACUGUUCCAUUGCAUGCUUCCCCAACUAUGAGUUCGUGGAAUUUCCUCCCCCGUUCUACCGCUGUGGCAAGGAAGGAUUCUGGGACCCACCGCGAGGCAGCCCUUUCCUGUUUCCAUCAUGUGCAAUGCCCUACCCACCAGCAUCCAGCAUCCUUGGAGGAGGAGUAGACUUUAGUGGCCCACAGUGUACCGAGGCAUUCAAGAGUCAGCUCAGAGAUCGAUUCAUCGCUAUCAUGCGACAGCUGGACGCGCGUAUCGGCCUGUGUACACCGGAGGAGUGUUCGUAUGAUGACAUCAACGUGGACUGUGGCAACCGGAGGAGGAGAGACACCUCCUCAAAUGUCGUGUUCCAUGUGUCCUUUUCAGUUAAUCUGUCAGCAAAUGGUAACGCUCUAGAGAACGAGGGUGAUGCGUACAUAACUGAAGAGCUGGAAAACACAGUGAAGCGUGGCGAGUUCAACUUCAUGAACUUCUCGGCUGACGUGACGACCCUGAGCGUGAAUGUGGAGCUGCAGUGUCUGGCGGGACAGGCUCUGACCACCAUCAACCAGACCAAGAAAGUCUGCUUGGACUGCCCGAUGGGCUAUUUCCUGAACGAAACAACCGGAGAUUGUGAGAUAUGCUCGGAGGGAACGUACAACAGUGCUGACAGACAGACACAAUGUACAGCCUGUCCCCCAGACCACACAACAGGUGCCCCCGGAGCCGUCAACGUCUCACAGUGCUACGCUGUGUGCAGUCCUGGUCAUUUCUACAACUCUGGGUCUGGCCAGUGCCAACGCUGUCCCCUGGGAGAGUAUCAGAAUGAGAUUGGACAAACAUCCUGCAAGUCCUGUCCCCCAGGGCAGUCCACGGAGACAACGGGGACAAUCCACGGUGAAGACUGUGCUUAUUUGUGUCGUCUUGGUGAGGAGUUGGGAGUAACUGCUACUUGUCAACCGUGUCCGAUUGGGAGCUACCGAGAAUCCUUCUUAACCGACUUUUGUCAACUAUGUCCAUACGGCUGGACCACGGAGAAAGAAGGAUCCACCUCUAGUAGUGACUGCUCUGUUGCUGAAUGUUCAAGAGGCGAGUAUCGCACAGAAAACAACAAGUGUCAAUCAUGUCCAAAGGGUACCUACCAACCGAAGCGCGGCGCCACUUCCUGUAUUCCAUGUGGGCCAGGUCUGACCACUCCUGGUGUAGGCGAGGUGUCUGAGGACCGAUGUUACCCUGGACCAGUCAAUGAGUGUGACCUGAACAUUGACAACUGUGACACUAACGCCAUCUGUGAGGACCUACAAAAUGGAUUCAACUGCACCUGUAGGAAGGGUUUCCAUGGCAAUGGAACCUACUGUGUUGACGACUGUGAGGGUUACUGUGGCAACCACGGAACAUGCCACAAGGACAACCAGGAGGAAGUGUUCUGUACAUGUAACGAUGGCUACAGCGGACCACGGUGCCAGGAAACAUCAGCACUGUCAGGGCUGACUGAUGCCAUGAUUGGAGGAAUAGCUGGCGCCGCAGUAGCACUGGUCAUUCUGCUAGUGGGGGUGGCUGUGUGCUUCUACAGGUCACGCCGUGGCGGGCAAGGAGUUGGUCAAUGACCGCAUCUACCGAGACAACAAACCACCAGUCGCCUUCCAAAACAAUGCUUACGAGUCUAUUGACCGAACACCAUCGUCGAUGCUGAGGCUUGAAUCAAGCUCCAACUCCUCGGACGCACAGCCAUGGAAGAGAAGCGUGUUCUCCAACCCUGAUGAGGAUGAGUUUGAUGCUGACUGGGAGGACCCCCUCGAACUGGAGAUCAUGCUGGAGGACUUCGAGCCACGCCAGAGGACCCCCUCCACCAGCAUGGACUCCUACUUCUGAUGGACCACCGUUGUGGACUCCUAAUUCUGAUGGACCCCUUCUUGGACUCCUAAUUCUGAUGGACAUCCAUCUUGGACUCCUAAUUCUGAUGGACCAUCUUGGACUCCUACUUCUGAUGGACCUCCAUCUUGGACUCCUAAUUCUGAUGGACCAUCUUGGACUCCUACUUCUGAUGGACCUCCAUCAGUGUUGUUAGUUACUUGCAGUCAUCUGAAACCCCAAGAGGAUGCCUACAAAGAUGAUGACUUCCAAAUCUCGGAGCCAUCAUCCUGCAGAAUCUGCCAGCACCAGCAUCGAUAACUUGCAGAGUUACUUCUGAUCCCAGACCAGUUGCCCCAACUCAGAUUAGAGGUUCCCAACUACAUAAAGGCAAGACCUUCGUAAUGUGUUUCCCUACAACAGUAAAGAGGAACCCUGAUGCUGUACCUUCUGAAGACUCACACUGAUGUAGCAUCUGGCUCAUCAACUCAGGUUUCAAGGUCAUUUAGAACAUUACCAAGGGUGAUGAGGUGUUAAAUGUGUAAAGGUACCUUUGAAAAGCUUUUAUGAAGACUUUGGAAAUGUUUUUAGCAGAGAAUUCCUGGAUUAUAUUGUGCUGCAGAUCAUCUCAUGUUUUCUCCAUAAACACUGAAAAUAUUCAGCAUCCUGUUUCCAUUGGAUAAAUCCAGACUUCAAUACACAUUCUUCCUGGAAAUGAACAUGGUUCUGAUGUAGAUAUACCGUGGUAAUAUUUCAGAUGUCCUCUGUUCUGGACAGAAUAUCUAUCCUGGGGCUCGAAUAACAUUGCAAAAAUAUCUACUGCUCUCUCAGUAGCCUUGUGGUCAACAUACUGGAACCUACAUAAUGAUUAUCAAGAGUUGAUGGCAGUAUCCAAGAUGAUUUGAGAAGACAUUUUGAGUCUGGCUUUGAUCAACAGCUCGUAUGCUCUUGACCUGACUUGGUCCCAUCAACGUUCGCCACCACUCCCGCCAACACCCCCAUGAAAUGAAGUCUUAAUGUACAUGUAUAUAAACAUUUAUGCAAAAGUUGUAUGAUAUGAGUUCCAAAGCUUCCAUUUACCAAGGAUCUUCCUUUGUGUAGUCUAUGUGCCCAGAUGGUGCCAAAUGGAUACUGCAAUGUUUAUUUCAAUAUUUUGGUCCAAUGACACUUCAUUUCAUAGAUUUCAUGAUGUGUUUCAUCAGUUCUAACCCUAAAAAUUAAAGACCGUUUUAUAAGAUAUUUCAUCACCACAUUAUGUUUUUGCAACAUUAUUGAUAAACCUACUGAUUAAUAAAUCAAAUAUUCAUAAGAUACAUCAAAGUGGUUGAUAGCGACGACUGCAUAUUUUGCAGAACCGAAAUCAGAAAAUAUUUUAAGUG
This is a messenger RNA of Haliotis rubra (blacklip abalone), 14823 nucleotides long. RefSeq lists its product as uncharacterized. The transcript has 72 exons. Gene Ontology annotation, biological process: Notch signaling pathway. Gene Ontology annotation, molecular function: calcium ion binding; Notch binding. Bases 682 to 13200 code for a protein of 4172 amino acids. Lineage: Eukaryota; Metazoa; Mollusca; Gastropoda; Lepetellida; Haliotidae. The record is from RefSeq and is a predicted model, not a curated record.